Raphanus sativus (radish) is the source of this 696-nucleotide messenger RNA. RefSeq lists its product as uncharacterized. The transcript has 3 exons. Lineage: Eukaryota; Viridiplantae; Streptophyta; Magnoliopsida; Brassicales; Brassicaceae. The coding region runs from base 288 to 563 and encodes 91 amino acids. The record is from RefSeq and is a predicted model, not a curated record. Gene Ontology annotation, biological process: developmental process.
CCAUGAAUAUAAACACAAACAUGUCAACUUAAAUUUAAAGCAACAUGAGUGAUUUGAGUUUUAAAUACCUGUAAUCAGUAAAAAUCAAAUAAACCCUUGCCAAUUUUAGGCUAUUCCGUGACUAUAUAUUUAAAAACCAUUGUCCUCCUCUUUUUUCUAGAUAUUCUGUCUUAUAAAUAUGUCAAUGUCCAUCUUCAUUUCUUUUCUUGGAGUGUUUUCACCUGCCUUCUUCUCCCUUCAUCAUUUCUCUCGGUAUAAGAAACUACUCUUUAAAUCUCUAUCAUACCAUGGGUGAUCAUAACAGCUCACAAGCAUCUUACAUCCAUUUGGUGCAUCAUUUGAUAGAAGAAUGUAUAGUAUUCAACAUGGGCAAAGAAGAAUGUAUGGAUGCCCUGCUCAAGCAUGCUAAUAUCAAGCCUAUCAUCACUUCCACAGUGUGGAAGGAGCUAGCGAAAGAGAACAAGGAGUUCUUCGAGGCAUACGAGAGAAGAAGAGAAGAAAUACCGACCGAGAAAGAGACAGCUCGAAGAAUCCAAGAUUUGCUUUCACGAACUUCAAUCUAAGACUACGACACCUACUUACAUAUAUGCAUGUGUGUGCAUGUAUGUAUGAAUAAACCGAUUCUAUAUACGCUUUUAAAAUAUGUAUUGUAAAUUUGUAAUCUUUAGCAGGGAAUGAAUAAUUAUUUUUCGCCAA